This is a messenger RNA of [Torrubiella] hemipterigena, 3582 nucleotides long. Lineage: Eukaryota; Fungi; Ascomycota; Sordariomycetes; Hypocreales; Clavicipitaceae. The record is from the annotation of a GenBank genome assembly.
CAAAAGUAUAUACCCUUCAAUUCCAGCAGAGCUUCACUCUGCUCUGAUAUCAACAAGACACUCUGCACCAAAACACCACCGUCCAAUCGCCAUAUAAUACCAAAUAAAAUACAAGGCAAUUUUGAGUUGGGCACAAAUCAUUAUGGAAUAACGCUUUUUACAUAUUGGCUGUCACGCCGUACUAGACUCCCCUAGAGGCACAAUCACGACAUGGCAACAAGACGUUCAGCUCGCGCCAGUCGCGCUAAAAGUUAUACAGAGAACAUUUACGAUUCGGAAUCAGAUGCAGGCACAGAGAAUUCAGCAGCCCCAGUAAAGAGGACACCGUCACGAUGGAAACCGCGGGUACAGGAUGAAGAGGAAUACUCGGUAGUCGACCAUGAGGAGGGCGAUCUGGAUAUGCCAGAUGCCGGUGAAGAAGAGGAAGAAAUCCCCCGCGCCAAGAAAUCACCAAAGAAGGUCAUUUAUAAACCAGCGAAAAGCGCGGCUAUCCAGGAACCAGCAAACUUGAAAUACGUUGACCUCGCACUGGCCACACAGGACGCUGAGGACGCCAAAGGAUAUGUCGGAUCAACGGAUCGCGGAACCCACGGCAAUGCGCUCAUCUCGGCGUGGUAUGGCCCAGAUGAGCUGUCCCUAGAAAUUUGCGAGGCUAUGCGCUUCCGCUGGGCACCUUGGAAAGUUCUUCCGCCGAAAGGGCGGCCCUUAGAUUAUCCUCUUCCCGAAGUUGCGCCUUGGGUGGGGGACCGUGACGCCAGAUACAAUUUCACAUAUGCGCAGCGAUGGGUGGACAGAGUACGGAAGGCUACAAAGUCGAGUGGGAAAACGACUGAGGUCGUGAAGAAGGCAGACAUUGGUCAUUACCAGCCGCCGCGACGGGACAUGCCCGUCUUUAUCGGUGCCCAUGACGAUCCAGAACGACUGACGAUGGCGCCGGGCGACGGCUUCUGCCUUUCGCAAGCGGGUAUUCCCUACGAAACAGACACGGGAGCUGAAAAGGUAACAAUGGGCUGGAUGUUUGACGUUGGCGGCAUAGCAACCAGCAUGGACUGGGCGCCACGAGAAGGCAAAGAUGCUACGCAGCAGCUUGCCCUGGCUGUUAUUCCUUUCGAGGAUCAUGCGCCAUACGACUACCUUGAGGAAGCAUCCAAGCCGGAUUUUCAGAAGUAUGGCACUGUACAACUAUGGGAGUUUCGCGGGCAACCGGUAGAAACGGGGUUUAUAAGUCCAGCAAUAGGCAAGCCGAUACACAAGUGGACGCUGUGUAUGGAUCAUGGUCGAGCAAAACGGGUUGCUUGGAGCCCGCUGUGCAGCUUCCUCGCUAUCAUUUGCGGCGAUGGAAACGUCUAUGUCGUAGAUGCGGAAGCAUCACACGAAGGACUACAUAAAAUGAUACAACCUACAGCUACAUUAUCCCUUGCCAAUGAACCAGACGUCAGGGGCACUGCAAUGACAUGGAUCACGAUUAACCGCCUCGCAGUAGGCUACUCAGACGGCUCUAUUGCGCUCUGGUCGAUCCAGCCCCGUCGUCUACUCUCUCGCCACCCAGUGCACCAUACCACGAUUGUCGGUAUGGUUUCUGGUGCACCAAGCCGGCCUUACAUGGUUGCUUCGUAUCCCGUCGGCGGAACAAAUAAGCUUAUCGACCUACGAUCUCCCAGCAUCGAAUCCACCGAGGUGCAAAGUACAGUCAUCAACCCGCAGGCCCAUCUCAUUGGCUACAGCGACCACCUGCUCGGCUUCAUCAUGCUGAACCCAAGUUCGCGCGCAGUUAAUGCAAUUCUCACGUUUUCGCAUUACGCACACUUUCCCAUGGUGCGAACACUGUGUACUAUGGAUAGUCUGCCGACAUGUCUGUCGGUCGGUCGAACACAUCCAUGUCUGCUUGUCGGCACGUUAGACGGAAGUGUAUGGUGCAUGAAUCCUCUCGCCGAGCUUCUCAGCACACGCUACGUCACUAUGGGCCGGUUACGCAUCUUCCAGCACGAGCAUGUGUCGGCACGUUUCCACCAGCCCGACACGCCAGCAGCAGUGCGUGGCACGUCGCGGAUUAUCCAUGGCUUCGCGUUAGAAACGAAGCCGGAGAAGGCGGAAGGUAGGCAGGCCGCGCCUAAACCGAAGAAGAAGAAGGCCAAGUCUGCUACCAAGACUGACUUUGAGUCGGAUGAUGAUGGAGAGGGCGGAAGUGGUACUACAAAGAUGUUUAUGAAUGAUCCUGGCACGAGAAUAUGUUCCGUCCAGUGGAAUCCAAAUGAGGCGUACGGGUGCUGGGCAGCCGCUGCCAUGGCGUCUGGCUUGGUGAAAGUAAUGGAUCUGGGUAUAGAGCUAGCAUGAUAAUGAAACAUUAUGUAUUCUCUUCGUCUAUAUAUGUAACGUCAUCUCAUAUAUACAAUCCUCUAGUAAGCGUAAAGUCUAUGCUGCGCAGACGCCCUUCAUAACAGUAUGAUGGUAAUCAAAUGCCUUGGCCAUGCCGUAAAAGUGCGUCAAGGCCGCCAUGAGCACAAAUAUGUGGAAAAUCUGGUGCGAAUGGCCCCAGACGUCGAAUUUGCCUGGAUGAUUUCUCUCCGGCCAUCGAACCUGUCCCAAGUUAGCAUCUCGCCCCGUCCAACACUCGCCAUACAAAGACUUACAGCAUACAAGACGGCGCCAAAGAUGUACAUGGCGCCGUGCAGAAUCACCAGCCCGACGCUCAUUCUAUCAUCCACCGCCUGGAACCCGUCCUGGCUGAUACCAUGUACCACGGGAAUCACACCCGACAGCCCCAGGCUAAUGAACAUGGCAGCGCGAUAUGGCCGCCAAUCCGGCGUCCUGAAUCGUUCCACCCACGAGACUGUCGCGCAGCCAGCUCCCAGGAUACAAAUCUAGACUCCGUGUUAGCACCACUGCCAUCCUCCCCAUCAUCUAUGUUGCAAGCAGCCACAUCCAACUUACAAGAUAGAGAUAACUCUGCAGUAGCACAGGCUGGCAGUAAAACCCGUAAUACAGCGCCGGCACAUAACUUCCCACAAUAAGCGCCACGAUACCCGUAUAAUCCAGCUUAUUCCCCCACUUGGCAACUUGCUCACUAUGGUCAACGAGCCCAUGAUACGUUGCGCUCAUGCCCAGACAGAGCAUGGCGCCGCCAAAGAAGCACGCAAAGACAGCCACGUCCGUGAAAUUAGCGUACUCGAGGUACCGCGGCCUAGCGACAUUGUAGAUGUACACCGAUGAGGCUGCAAAGAUGGCGCACCCGAUGAGAUGGCUCCAGAUGUUGACCGACUCAUUGUGCAGAUAGAACAGUGAGCGCAGAGCGUGUGUAUAGGACGGUGUGAUGCGGCGGUACGAUGUGUGAAUGAAGGCGUUGUCGCGGCGCCAUGGCGGCAGGUCGUCCCAAUGGAUCAGCAGGGACAGCUUCUCUGGUACCGCCGUGACAGAUGAUGCUUGUGAGGCGUCGCGGCGUUUGCGCAGCUCCCUGUCCGAGGCCAUGAUGGGUUGGCGUGGUAAAUAAGGGAAAUUACAGAUGAUGUUGUAGAAUCCAGGCAAUGGGGUGGAUUUAUGGUGGAUUUGUAUGCUGGUGAGUUUUGUUGGCGACGCGUGUUUUUG